Molecule: messenger RNA, 2506 nt
Organism: Punica granatum (pomegranate)
Lineage: Eukaryota; Viridiplantae; Streptophyta; Magnoliopsida; Myrtales; Lythraceae
Source: RefSeq, a predicted model, not a curated record
UUUUUAUCAGUUUCAAAUCUAGCACAACCUAGCCUACAUAUUAUCAUCUAAUUAGCCAUUUUGCUAUCAUCUGACGCAGUUUUAGUCUUCUCGACAUUUGAUUUGUAGAAUAAUAGUUGUUUAUCAAGGAAAAAGCAAAGUGUUUUCUCCAUAUACUCGUUGUAAAGAGAUUGUCCCUUCAGCAAGGUCAAUUGCUUUCAAUUCCUAAUACAAACAAUCACUUCAUUGUUACCGUUAUUUCCAGCAGGAACAUCUCUCUUAGAGAUGUUACAUUCAUGUCAAAUAUCGCUGAUUAGGUAUGGUACUUGAACUUUAAAUUUAAAGAGUGCCUUCUGUACUAUUUGGUAACAUAGCAGAUAAAUUCAUGAAUCAACCUACAGAUGGAAAACAAGAAUGUUAUAGCAUUUUGUGAUUAUAUACUGGGGUUGUUUGUUGCAAAAAAACAACGGAAAUUCUGCUGGAAAUGGUGGCAUUAUGGAGACAUAUUUGCAAUAGAGUCAUGCAUCAGAACCACAAGAUAAUUUGGCAAUUCAAUAAGAUACCAAGGCCACAGAAAUUAUUGGUUGGUGGUCAAUACACUAAAACACUUGGACUGGUUGUUAAGAAGGCAUGCGAGGGCCUUUGAUGAGGCACAUGAGGUCUUGGUGGCGUUAUUGGUCCUUGGAGGAUCAUGAGCGAUCCGUCUAUGAAAAUCUGGUUUAGUGUUCUUAGUAGUUCCACUCCUCCAUGUCAAUGGUUAAAAAAAGAAAAAAAGAAAAAAAAAAAGAACCUAAAACUUGAUCCUGUUUUUCACAAGCUAAUAUUUGUUGUACGUUCAGGAAAAGAGUUAUCCUUCCGCGGAAAAGGAACUCCUUUAGGGAGGGUAAUGCCAUGACAGAUAGGUUAUAUUAAGGGUACAAUAGGGACUUUCGGAAUUCAACGGCAUGUUAGCUAUUGGAAGAUCUUGCGAGGGUAUUAUGGUUAGGUGAUAUCCGUAAGAUGGAUGAUGCCGAUAUAGAACUGGAUGAGAUGGAGCUAGUUGCUGCUGCAGCUGCGUACUACUUUUAUAACAGUAUAGCUGCCCAAUCUGGCCCCACAUCUUUUCCUAGAAAAUGCAGUUUUAUGGCGGAAGCACUGAAUAAUCCAGAUGAUGCUUUCCGGGAAAUGUUUCGGAUGGAUAAGUGUGUAUUUCAUAAAUUAUGUGACAUCGCUAGGCAGAGAAACCUGCUGAGGGACACUGCAGGUGUUAUGAUAGAGGAGCAGCUGACAAUUUUCUUAAAUAUCAUUGGACAUAAUGAGCGCAACAGAGUAAUACAAGAGCGGUUUCAGCACUCUGGUGAGACCAUCAGCCGACAUUUUAAUAAUGUUUUGAAAGCAAUCAAGUCCCUAUCAAAAGAAUUCUUGGAAUGCCCACCAGACACUACUCCGCCAGAAAUCCUGAGAAGCAACAGAUAUAAUCCCUAUUUCAAGGAUUGCAUUGGUGUUGUAGAUGGAAUGCACAUUCCUGCCCAUGUACCAGCAAAAGAUCAAUCUCGGUUUCGUAAUAAGAAAGGUUUUCUAUCACAAAACGUGUUAGCAGCCUGCACAUUUGACUUGCAGUUUAUUUUUAUUUAUCCUGGUUGGGAAGGUUCAGUACCAGAUUCGCGCAUGCUAAGAGCUGUACUCGAUGAUCCCGAUCAGAAAUUUCCUCCAAUUCCUAAAGGGAAGUUUUAUCUAGUUGACAUGGGAUACGUAAACAUGGAAGGAUUUCUUGCUCCAUAUCCAGGAAUUCGGUACUACCCUUAUGAAUACAGAGGGGCUAAUCAACUACCUCGAAACGUGAAGGAGCUAUUUAAUCACCGGCAUUCAUCUCUAAGGAAUGUCAUUCAGAAAUCUUUUGAAGUACUGAGGACUCGAUUUCCCAUACUCAAGCUGGCUACUCAGUACUCGUUUCAAGUCCAGAGGGACAUAGUAAUAGCAGCAUGUGUCCUGCAUAACUACAUCAGGCGGGAGGAAAGAAAUGACUGGUUGUUUUCCAGUGUACAGGAGAUGACAGUAGAGGAGUCGCCAGAAUUUGAUGACCAACCGGAGAUGCAUUUGGGUUCGACAAUGCAAGAGCAAGUUGCUUCAUACUUACGAGAAUCAAUAGCGAUGGCAAUGUGGAACGACUUCAUGAACAAGUGGGAAGAAUGGUGAUUGCAAUAACAGGGAAUUGCUCGGUAUAUAAGCUGCUUGCGGCAUUUUAUGUUGCAAUUGCAUAGGAGUCAAUUAUCUUCAGUUACUGAUUUGAUUUGUUAGGGAGAGGCUUUGUUCAGUACGGUUUCCUUCUGUAUGUGAUCGAAAUACAAAAUAUUGAUCAUAUAGAAUAAGGUAACCUACCCCAAAUUUAAUCUGCUCAUUGGAUCCUUAACGUAGCAUUAGUUCGUUCAUUCAUUUGUUAAGAAAGCUUAUUAGCUAGCUUUCCCCGUGUGGUUGCCGGGGCACAGAAUGUUCACUUGGCCUAGGAAGGCUUUUGCGUGCUAUGGAUGUUGGUAUGACUUCAACUGCA